GGAGAGAGAAUCAUUGGCCUUUAUAUCUUUUUUUCUCUCUCAGCCAAGGUUUUUGUUUUUCGAUAUACAUAUUCGGGGGUAAUGCGGUAUUCUUCCAAAAUCCCCGUCAUUGGAGAAGAUAGCCUAUCUGACGCCCGAGCCGGUCCAGGGCAUCUGCAUUCCGAAACUCAAAUACCGUCUUCUCAGUUUGAUCAGCUAAGAUUGGAGCAAAGUACCAUCAGCUGCCCGGCACGCAGUACUAUGCACUAUUCCCCGUUGGAUGUCGCUGCAAGCAAUAUAGCCACGGGUCUCGCCACCCAUUGGCUGCAGCUAUUUGUCAUGAGCUGUUUAGAUCGAAAAGUGGCUCCUAGACUCCAGCCGAUGCAGCAUAUCGAAUAGACAAAACACCUCAAAUUGUUAGAAUUUGGAAUGAGCUGCAGGCGGGCCCGCUCGGUCGUUACGCUGGUGCCUUUGAUUUCGCCGCCCAUUGUAUCAUGCUUGUCUUGUUAGAUGCGGCUAUUGCAUCUCUGCUGGAUUUUGCCGCACGGCUAGCCAUGUGCUGACUCUUGCGGGACUCUCCUCGGUAGAUCAGAAACUCAAAUCAUUUUGCGGGCCUUUGCUAUGAUCCUAGCUUCCGACGGAUAGAUGUUUCCGCGUAUUAUACGCGGAGGCAAAGUAUGUGGAAGCCGGCCAGCUGAAUAUAGACAAGAUACGUAAUAAGCCUCAGAUGCCCCG
Molecule: messenger RNA, 714 nt
Organism: Trichoderma atroviride IMI 206040
Lineage: Eukaryota; Fungi; Ascomycota; Sordariomycetes; Hypocreales; Hypocreaceae
Source: RefSeq, a predicted model, not a curated record